Molecule: messenger RNA, 3606 nt
Organism: Bactrocera oleae (olive fruit fly)
Lineage: Eukaryota; Metazoa; Arthropoda; Insecta; Diptera; Tephritidae
Source: RefSeq, a predicted model, not a curated record
CAAAUACGCUCAGUCGCAACGGAUUCGCGAGAGUGAGCGCAACGUGUACGGUAUUUGAGUAGACGGCAAAACGCGAAAAAACCCAAGUAGUUUGGAAUACAUAAAGGGCCUGACACAAAAAGGGAGCACACUUGCACCGUGUUGCGGUGUGUGGCAAAAACAAUUUGUGAUACUGUGUGAGGCAGGAAUUUGUGCAAAGUAAAAGAUCUUGCUACAAAAUUUCCUUUCGAAACGCGCAGACAAGUUUUUGUGGUAGUAGAUCGCAUGUCUGCUUGCUUUGUGGCUUUUGUUUGUUUUCUUUGGUUUGUUUGGCCGAUGAUUGUGUGCUUGCGGUUGAGCUUCACUUUGAGCGCAACAAAAUGCCGAAAACCAUUGUGAAAACUGGUUUCUGAAAAUUGCGCGUACGCAUGCGCACACCGCUUAUUGGCAAUGCGGAGAGGGCUGGCGACGUUCGAGCGGUUUUGUUUACAAAUUUUCAACUUAAUGAUGAGAAAUUUUGUUUUAAGGUGUAAAAAAGCGUGGAAAUAAUAAUACAAGUCGUUGGUGGAUUGAGUGAAAUGAGAAAAUUUUAUAUGAACAAGUGCACGCUAACAAAUUGUUUGUGUACGAAUGUUGCAAAAUAAAAUAUAAACACGUUAACAUAAAAAAAAAAUUAAUAAUUAUUUUAUUGUUUAUAUUGCAAUUUUAUACUAUCGCAACAUGUUGCACAGAGUAUAAUAGUUUCGUUCACCUAACGGUUGUUUAUAUCGACUCCGUUCGUCUGACCGACUGUCCGUCUGUGCAAGCGAUGACUUGUGUAACAAUUAAGAUAUAUUGAUGAACGUAGUUUCACGCGGUCCUUGGCACCCAAGGAGAGUUAGUAUUGUAGAUGGUCGGAAUCGGUUCAUUGCCACGCCCACAAAGUGGGUGAAAACAUAUAAAGUUUUUUAAUUAAAUAAUUAGUUUAAAUCUCUACAGUAUUUAAUGAAUUAAAAAAUAUAAAACAAAAAUUUUAAUUACACAAAAAAUGAAUUAAUAAAUUUGAAAAAAAUCUUAGUUAAUAAUUAAUUAGAACAUAAAAUAAAUAAUAAUUAUUACAAAGUCUGUAAUUUAUAAUUACUAUAAAUUUAUAUAAUCUUAUAUUCUGAUAAUAUCAAGUUCAAUUCACCAACAGAAUUCUCAGCGGAAAUACUAUAAGUGUCGCUCAAUUAAAAACGGAUCGAUUGCCACUCAAAACUAAAAAAACAAUACUGGGUACAACAACAAAAGUUGCAAAUAGCACGUGCUCUUAACGACAUUCACAUAAUAUAUACACAUACACAUGAAAAAGAGUCAAGUGACAAACGUAAACGUGCAACAAAUGAUUAGUUGUCGCCGCUGUUGACAGCAACAAUCAGACAGAGGCAUAAAAAACUGAAACAAAAUAAACAAACGAAAGAGUUUAGCGGCAAGCGCUUGCAGAGAAGAAAAAAAAAAACAAUUAAGACUACCAACCAGUGUGUUGCAGAGCGCAUAAGCGGACGCAGCACGUCGUUAGUCAACUAGUUCGUUGCAACAUUAAUUAACAGACAUAAAUUUACAACAACAAGAAGCAAAAGUAUACAACUGAGAGUACUCGCUCAGUUUGUUCCAACCUACGGUGCAACAACAAUGGGCACACGUGUUCCACCACCUUGCCCCACACCAUUACACUGCGAUCAGGCUGCUAUGGCUGGCCUGCCGCAGCUCAUCACCGACUUGCAACGUCUGUCCGAGGAUCAGGAGAGCGCCGAUUUAGUAUUCAUUUGCGGACGUGAGGAGGAACGUAUUUAUGCGCAUCGCAUAUUGUUGAUGGCACGCUGCAAGAGCUUUAAGACGGCUAAGCGUGGCGAAAUCUGUCGCAUACCCGGCUGUUCUGUGUCACCUGCAGCGCCCGGUACACCCACACCCGUGCGACUGCCACAUGUCAAUCCGGAUGUAUUUCGCCAAUUCAUCGUGUAUGUCUACACCGCGAAGAUUAUGCUGCAAGAUUCACGCGUUUUCGAGAUGAUGACACUGGCGCAAGAUAUGGGCGUGGAAGAAUUGCGUGCGGCUUGCGAAGAUCAUGUAAUUUCAACACUGUCAGUAGACAAUGCAUGCACAUUUCUCACGUCCGUCAUGGAAAUACACGAAAAAGCAGGUGCAAAAUGCGCCGCUUCCUUUAUGGAGCGCUGCAUUAUCUACAUUGGCGAGAAUGCUAGCGAGUGUGCUAAGACUAAUGCCUUUCUCAACUUAACCAAGGAUGCAUUAGUCAAACUAAUAUCUUCUGAUUAUUUUUGCCUCGAAGAGGAAGAUGUUUGGCGUUGUGUGCUCGCCUGGGCUAAGAAUCAAGCUGGUGUCACACAACCCACCGCUCAUUGGACGGAAGAGGAACGUGCGCGCGUUUGCCAGCACCUAUCGGGCGUAAUGUGUCAUGUGCGUUUGUUGUUAAUCGAUAGUCAAGUAUUUGCCGAAGAAGUAGAACCUACCGGGGCUGUGCCUAUGGAAUUGUCGUUGGAACGUUAUCGUUAUGCAGCUUUGCAUUCGAAUAAGGGAGGUGGUGGUGUUGGUGGUGCACAAAUGCUGCCCUCCAUACCGGGUAUGACCGAAGAUGAUAAGCGUUUACAGCCCCGCUUGACAGUUAACAUGUUUCCUGGUUCACAGUUGUUGCGCAAUGAUAAACUACAUUUACAGAGUGUGCUAAACGGAUGGUAUGGUAUGCCCAAACAAUCUUGGCGUUUGGUAUUCCGCGCAUCAACGCAUGGUUAUUCAUCCAGCGCUUUUCAUCGUUACUGCGAUGGUGUAGCACCCUGUUUCGUUAUUGGCAUUGGCUCACGUGGUGAACUAAGCGGUGGCUAUACUGAUGUUGCCUGGGCCAAAACGAGUCGUAAAGGGGGUUACAUACAUUCAGAACGUGCUUUUCUGUUUGCGCUUAAUCCCGUUGGCGGUGAUUCACCGGUGAAGUUCGAUAUUAUCAAAAAACCCUAUGCGAUCUGUUAUCAUCCAGACUGCGGCCCAAUUUUUGGUGCUGGCGCCGAUUUACUUAUUGCCAACAAUUGCAACACUAAUAUGGAUUCUUAUUCGAAUUUACCGCACUCAUAUGAUGGUCCAAAUGCCGCUUAUUUAACACUCUUUGGGGAUUACAAUUUCACGGUGGUCGACUAUGAAGUUUACACGUUGGCCACAAAUUCAACAGCUGCUAGUGGUGUAAUAGGCGGCGGCAGCACAGGAAAUAAUGGUCACAAUAGCGUUUCGGGCAAUAACGGCAGCAACAACAAUAAUAAUAACACAUCCUACAGUAAUGCUGGCAAUAACAAUAGCAGCGGCAAUUUGUCAUCAAAUGCUGUUGGCGGUGGCAAUGCUGCUGGGGUGGGUGGCAACGGUAGUGGUGGUGGUGGCACUGUCAGCGGCGGCAUGCACAAACCAAAAUAUGAGCGAUAUUGAUGUAUGUUUCUGAGUACUUAUGCUUUUAUUAGUAUUUCUAUAUAUCUAAGUACCAUUUGUGCCUUGAAUUAAUUUGUCUUACUUUUGUAGUUUUUUAGCGUGUGGUAUAAUGCGUGCUUCUGUAGCAGUUAAAUAAUUUUGCUAUAUCUCUAUUUUUGCUAUUAAAAAUUUUAAUUUUCUAUGAAA